This is a messenger RNA of Haplochromis burtoni (Burton's mouthbrooder), 6034 nucleotides long. It is a transcript of the gene eng, whose product is annotated as endoglin. The record is from RefSeq and is a predicted model, not a curated record. Lineage: Eukaryota; Metazoa; Chordata; Actinopteri; Cichliformes; Cichlidae. The transcript has 14 exons. Bases 230 to 1963 code for a protein of 577 amino acids.
CCCAGAGAGCACAAAAAAGUUUGGAAAGUCCAGGCAUCGUUACAUUGCUCAAAGCACCACAUCCCCGCCCGUGGAUUAUAAACCUACUUUGUUCGAGAUAGACACCUACAUAAAAAUCUUUUGCUGCUCUGCCACCAGACAAGCACGCUUCAACCUCCGCCCGAGUGUCUUCACACCCCAGAGACUGAGAUUCAGCUUUCUCCCAACACCUUAAACUUCAGCAGCAGAGAUGGAGGAUUGCGUGACACGGUUUGCCCUUUUUCUGUGCAUCAUCGCUACUACAGCCUUUGCCACAAGUCAGACAUGCACCCCGGUGACUUCAAAAGGUGAGAAAGGCAGUCCGUGGAUCGUGAAUGAGAUUGGCUGUUGGACCAGUUUUGUCAGAGAGGACAAGGCAGAGGUCCACAUCUUUAAACUGAACUUUAAUAACCCGGAAAAUGUCAUAUUUCAAAUUGACUUGACCGAUGCAAAGCCAAUGCACCUUAUCCUCACAUCUGCAGAAACAGCUUAUGGUUUAUGCUAUCUCAACAGCGAGGUUCACUUGUAUACAAACCAAAACUCCACAAUUACACUACACAAUGCCAAGGAACAGAGUUUUCAGAGAAAUUUCCAUUUGAUACAAGGUUUACCCUCCGAAGAGGAGGAGCUGAUCAAAUGGGCAACAGAGACGUUUGGGGGUGUGACUUCAUUCACUACUCUUAGUAAUGCGGAUCAUAUCACAUCAACAGGAACACAGGGUGAGAGACAUUUGUGUAAAGGAACCAAGCCAGGCUCUCCAAUCUGUACACUUGAAAUUGAAGAUCUCCUGGAGAAGCAUUUCAUGAAGAUUCAAUCAAAUCCAAUCAAAUUUUGCUUCCCACAGCAGCAGGCCUCAAGUCCUGAAACUGAGCUUCAUAUUAUAAACAUCGCAGAGAAUUCCAGCAUUCGCAAUGUAUCCCUGCACGUGCGUGCAAAGAAGCAGACCCGCGUGUUCAUGAGGGGUCCUCAGGGCACCAUGUGGACCUUCAUCAAUCCACAACACACUUCGUUUGCUUCUAACAAUGAAAUAACGCUGAAUCAUGCCUCAGCCUCGCACAAAAUACCCCCUGCGUUGACACUGACUAGUGAUACUGCAUCAGAUGUGCAAAGGAUGGCUUUGUACCAUUUUAAAGUCCCUACUUUUGCCAGCUAUACUGAAUUGGAAUUAAAAGAAUCGAGGAUUUCACUGGUUCUAAAGAAAAACGAGAGCCCAACAGUUGCACCAAGCGUUCCGGCACCAGGCAAUCCUGUUGCGACAAAUUCCCCCACUCAAAUCCCCAUGGUGAUAAUGCUGUACACCUCUGCAGACUAUCAGAUGCCCAUAGACUUUAACACCAAAAUCCAGACCGACAAGAGAAUUUUUGCAGAGAUUUCUGGAAACACUUUAGGGAGUCUAGUCUUGACUUGGAAGGUGACCAAAUGUAUUUUGCGAUCCAAAGGCUCGUGCCUUGCAGAGAAAAACUUGCCCUUCUUUCCAGUGGACUGCCCCUCAAAUUCUUGUCCUAACAGAGCUCGAUUCGCCUUCUCCAUAGAGCAGCUUCAGGAGCUUUCAUCCACCACAUGGGACAUGGAAUGUGAUGUCAGCUUUUGUUAUACUGAGCAAUGUGCAUAUGGAGGAAAAGCCAGCAGGAAUUUGGAAUUUACCCAACCAUGCCCAAAAACCCCAACCCAACCAUGCAUUAACGGCCUGUCUGGAGUUCUGGGUAUUGCCUUUGGAGGGUUCCUGAUUGGGGUAUUACUUGUUGGAGCGCUGUGGUUUAUCAAAAUCAAAACAGGGUACCCAACUGGACUGGAGAUGAAUUCAACUGUAGUCAAUAUUCCUGGAUGUCCUUGCUCAGGAGCAAAGCGACAACCUGUUUCUACCAACCCAUCCCCCUCUGAGAACAGCAGUGCCAAUGCUAGCAUUGGAAGCACCCAGAGCACACCUACCAGCAGCAUGGCUUGAGAAUGUGGUAUUUUCACCCAGCAGGGCCACCAUCCUCCUUCAAAUUUACCUAUACGGGUUUUGUGCUUCUUCUUUUUUUUUUUAAAUCGGUGCCUGAAAAGCAUUUGUUACAUUCCUACUUCUUUAGAUUCUCCUUUAAAAAGCACAACACAUAUCUUUGGCAUAACACCUCUGAAACGGAUGUGAUCUGGGAGCUUGUAAUUGGCGGUGGGGAGGGCUAAGCGAUGGUAACCAAAGUUUAAUCAAUGGCUUCUGACGUUCACCUCUGCUACUUCUCUGUAAAGUCAAGCUCUAAGACAGGAAGUUAAAGAGGGCAAAAGAAAAAAAAUAAAUUGGCUUGCAGCAACAGGAAAAACAAACCAUAUCCCCACAAGAGCUAACAGGAAAUUCACUGCAUUCCUUCCAAUGAAUAUGUGCUUGUGUGAUGGCAGCACAAUAAUAGUCAGACAGGAGACAAAACCAGUCAAAAGACAUACUUUAAACAGAUGAAAAGCUGUUGUGCGCUCACAUCAAGCUACAAAAAUAUGAGGGGCUGUUUGCUAGGUCAGUCUAGUCAGCAGCAUUUUGCGGACUGAAAAGAUCAACGUGUUUGGAUCUCAGACAAGUCAACAAAAUGCUUAUUUCAGUGGCUAUUUUUCUUAAAUAAAGUUUAAGGUUAAUGAUUAACAGCUACCUCUUAUUAUUUAGUCUAGACCUAAGUUUAAACUUAGAUAUCUGUAGUGAAUUUCAUUUUCUUUCUUUCUUUCUUUUUUUAUAAAUUCUGUGUCACUUUAGGUGAAUCUUAAAAUGACUGUUUCGGUCAUAUGUAGCCUAUGAAACAAAGUUAUGGUGCCAUUUUCCUGCUAUUAAUAGAUGAAUCAAAGCUGCUGUACUAAUGUGUUUUGGAAGAUAUAUUUACUAAUUGCUCAAGAAGUACAAUCAAAGUUAUCAUUUAUGGCUCACAGGUUGCAAUUAAUACUGAAUCAUUAAGACGUCAGUACCUUUAGUUGUCCAAAGUGUCACAUGUAGAGACGUAUGGCUGUAUUCAGAACUGAAUAGUAUGGCUGUAAUUAGGCGUUAGUUCUAAAACACUACAAUAUCCGUUCUAAUGAGAGUCAUCAAUCACCACGGCCUGACAAUUUGCUGUACUUUUUUCACAACAACAUUUUAAAUUACAUUUUGGUGUUUUCAGGGUAGUGUAAUCAUCACCCAGUAGAAUUAAGUGCACUGUUUAUAGUGUUAACAGUAUAUUGUACUUACAUUUGAAUACUUGACAUGAAGACCAGCUGACCUUCUUAUAUUCAGUGUCAUUUGAUUCAAAAUGUAGGCAGUAAUUUUCUGCACUAUUUUUUGAUUGGAGAUGAGUGCACAGGGUGUGAAAGGACUUUUGUCAUUAAACUGAUGCUGUGGAUCACGAAUGCAUCAGAGAUUUUGCAUUAAAGAAAAAAAACAGCUAUUGUUACCCAUGCCAUGACCUUGCUUUAGGUGGGAAGUACAGGCUCAAUGAAAAGGUGAUAAUUUUUUAAAAUAAUAAAUAUAAGUGCUAAUGUAAUACAUUAAAUGUUUUGUUUUUUUAAUGUGAAAAAAAAAAGAAUCCAGUUUAAGGCAAAUGUUUGCUUUAAAUGAGAUGGCUGUGCACGAAUGUGCCCACGUGUAUGUAAAUUUGCCCCUGAAAACAGCUCCCCCCACUUAUCCUUUGACCUUUAACUUUUUAACUUUAACGGCCUACUUAAAUCAGCUCUGAACACAGCCCAUUGUGACUCUGCAGUAUCAAUUGCAACUGUACUGUACGACCAUAUUCUGAAUGUAUGUUUAUGUAUUAAAAUUUGAAUUCAGCUCCAUGCAUACUAUUAUAAAAAUUAAAAUCUUUUUUUUUUCAUUUGUCACAUGACCUGUGUAAAGAUAUGGAAGCUGUCAUUUGCAAGAAAUUAGUUUGUGGUUAUCAAUAUUAACUUCUGCUUUCCACAUUUAAUAGGCUGCAUCAGCCACUGCCUGGCUAAUGUUAGACUUAUGCUGCAUAUUUGCAUGAUGAGGAUGUUAAGGGGGGGGGGGUCUACAACUGUAAAGUGACGGUUGAUCCGUGAACCCACUUUUUUAUUUUAAUGUACAAAUGUAAAUGAGUUUAGUAUUUUAUUGCCACUCUUUUACCUCUAAAAUAUUGCCAUCGCACAUCAACUCUAGGGUAGGUAAGCAAAUAAAUACCGGUAAUUUAGCAUUUACAGUACAUUGCAUCAACACAAGUAGUAAAACUGUGAUAUGUCAAACUUUAUGAUGACAAACACUCUCUCACACACACAUAUAUAUGAUGUAUAUAUAAAAAGUACACCCUUACUGUUUACUCAGGAAUUAAGAGCGGAAGUAGCAGCCAGAUUGCUGCUAGUCAAAUGCACUUGAUUAACUGACCAUCAGUAAGUGUGACCACCUCUGUAAAAGCAGUAGUUCUGGCGAUUUGGUCAGCAAUCAGCUUUGUUUUAAAAUGCCACUGUUUUCCAGUAAAUUCACAGCAAAGUGAGAGAGAUCGCACAAAAACUAAACAUCGGUAACUCUUCAGGCCUCACUUAGCAUGUUACAAUUCAUGAAGAUACAACUAGAAGAAGACUGAACUAAAAUAGCAUGUCACGAGAAAGCCUCUUUACUAAAAAGAACUGGGCGAGAGGUAUAACGUUUGCUUUUCUUACAUCUGAGCAAACCACAAGACUUUGGAAAAACUAAACUGAGUAUAUCAGCAGAAAUACCUCCUAACAACUGUCAAGCAUGGUGGUGGACGGGUUAUGAUUUGGGCUUGUUUUUUAAUCACAGGACCUGUGCACCUUGCAGUCAUUAGAUCAAGCAUGAUCUCCUCUUUUUACCAAAGCAUUUUAUUUAGUUUAGAAGUUGGGUUAUGUUAUGCAGCAGUACAAGCUCAUCAGCAAAUCUACAGCAGUGCAGCUGAAAAGAGAAGAUUACUACAUGUUAUAGUGCUAAGGGUUGUUCUUCAAGCUUUGAAACAUGAAGCGUGCCUAGUUUCUCAGAGGAUACACAGUGUAUAUAUAUAUAUAUAUAUAUAUAUAUAUAUGUCUGUGUGUGUGUGUGUGUAGACCUAGGAAUUAUUUAAAUUCAAAUGAGAAAUGCUUAUCCUCCUUCUCCUUCUGGUUUGCUAUAAGAAUUUGUUCACCUUUAAUUAUGAUCUUAAAAAUGUUCCAAACCACCAACAUUGUAAAAUGUCUUUUCUUUGUAUGUGAGCAAUGUAGCAGAACCACAUUUUCUCUCUUACUCAGUGUGUCUGCAUGUACAUUUUCCAGUGCAUGCCUGAUUUUCUUUGUAUAUUUUUUGUAGACAAAGAGGGCCAGUACAAACUGUCACUUGAGUAUUUGUGCAAUAUAAUGAGGUAAACCUGUAUGUAAUGUCUAUAUGUCAUUUUUAUCCUUUUUUUUGUAAGUUUUGUAUGAUAAUCUUACAUUGAAUGAUUUUUUAACCUGACUUGUUCUUUUAUGUAUUUAAUUUACUGGGACAAUUCAUAAUCAUGGCACGUAUAAAAUGCACAUUGAUUCUGUAUAGCAAUUGUUUUUGAAUCUCAUAUAGGUUUUUAUUCUGUAAUCACAGACAGUGCGUGUCACAUCACGUCACAGUACAUAUGGUUUAUUGAUUUUAGCCCUGUUACACUUUUGCCCUCACCCUAAGGGUCCCGUGCUGUCCAAAAACACAAGAUAUCUCUGCAAACUUGACAUCCUGACAUUGUGUUGUAUUCAUUGUACUAUCUUCACUGGGUGUGAGGGGGAAGUGCAUUCUGGAUUCUGAAGACAGGAUGUCUCACUAAACAGUAGCAUCACAGUUAAAUAUUCAGCACUGACAGUUACCAGGAUACAUUCGCACCAAAAAUAGUCAAAACGCAGCUAUUAUUACAAACUUUUUUUUCAUUAGAUUUGUGGAAGCGUUUGCAGCAUGAGACUUUUUUUCUAUAAUAACUAUCCUGCACCUGCGUUAAACCAGCCCCAGUAACUGUCUAAGCACUGACAGUAGAAUCAGACAGGUUGUCAGUUAAUUCAGUGUUAACCCUGCAGAUCCCUUCGUUACCUCUCACAAAAGCUCUCACUUCCACAGAUGCUCUACACA